Linum trigynum is the source of this 3360-nucleotide messenger RNA. NCBI's taxonomy places the organism in Eukaryota, Viridiplantae, Streptophyta, Magnoliopsida, Malpighiales, Linaceae. The record is from the annotation of a GenBank genome assembly.
GACUCAAAAAACUGAAUUAAGGCGCGGGCUCCCGAAUUUAAUACUACAGCUACCAAAAGCCCAAUUGGGGGGGCAAUAAAGCCAAUUGAGGCGUGCGCGCCCCAAUUGGUUUUAUUGCCGCCCCAAUUUGGCUUUUCGUCGCCCAGAUGCCUUAUAAACUCCCUGUAUCGUCUUCUUCCUCCAUAUCUCCCAACAAAUCGCCUGAAUUCCCCUCUAAAGUCGCCGGAAAUCGAUUCCUCGCCUUCAACCACCCAAACCCCGCCGGAAAUUCAUCAACCACCCAAACCUCGCCGGAAAUCGACUUCUCCAACUCUCCUUUUUCAUUCCGUCGGCCAUGGAAGGCGAAGAGCUUGACGAUGGAGGAGGGCACCAUGUCGAGAAUCCCGACCGUGGUGGCCGAAGGAGAGGCAGAGGCAGAGGUGGCGGUCGGCGAUCAGUAGCUCGCCGUGAGUCCAGCCGCCAAUCUCCUUCUUUUUUAUUGUCGGCGGCGAGGUUCCGGUUACCGGCGGCCAGUUCCCGAUGACCGGCGCGAGUCUCCGGCAUGGUUUUGAAAUAUAUUUUUAAUUCUGUUUUGUGCGUUAAUUGCAGCUCCUAUUGUUUAUGAUCAAUAUGCUUUGAUGCCGCCACCAAGAACGUUAAAUCCGGCUCCAUUAGAGAACGAAUUAUUAUGGGCAGAUGGUGAACAUCGAGCCGAUUUGGUUUGGGCAAAUGAGGUAUGUACUUUAAUUUAUGAAUUAUAAGUUAUUUAAUUUAGUUUGAAUUAGUAUGGAUUAGGGAAAAGUACUCAUUAGUGGCUAUGAAUUGUUUAAGUGUAUAGUUUUUAUCUAUAUAGGUGCUUUUGAAUUAUAAGUUAUUAAAUUUCGUAUGAGUUAGCAUGGAUUAGCAUAAUAUUUUAUUAGUGGUUUGAAUAUUUUAGAUUUACAGUAAAGUUAUAGUGAGUUAUAGUGUGAUAUACUUAUUUUGGUUAAAUGGUUACAUGAUGAUGAAUAUAGGUUUUGGUUCGUCCAUAUAAGACUCGAGGUACAUCUAUAUUAGGCAAGUAUUACGGAGUUUAUGAACCAUACAUUCGGGCUGCUGGAUUGUAUACUUUUAUGGAGCUUGCCUCGUUGCAUGGUGAUUCUGACUUGAUCACGGCAGUAGUGGAGCAUUGGCGACCAGAGAGCUCCACUUUUCACCUCCCUUGUGGCGAGUGUACCAUUACUUUGGAGGAUGUUGUCGUGCUUACAGGACUAUCAGUUGACGGUCAGGCUGUGAUCCUAGAUAUUCCAAACUCAUCAUGGGAUGAUAUAUGCAUGAGUCUACUUUGGAAACUUCCUCCUGUAGAGCAGCGACAGAUCUUGCGAAUGGACGUGUUAAGUACUCUUUCCUUAGAGAUGCAUUCACUACCUUGCCAGAGGAAGCUUCAGAUCAUACUACUAGUUAGUAUGCGGGAUCAUAUUGCAUGCUGCUUUUAGGAGGAGUGAUGUUUCCUGAUCGAUCUGAAGCUAAGAUGCAUCUUAUGUGUGGUCUACUUCUCGAGGAUUGGGCACGUGCAGGAGGCUAUGCAUGGGGCGCAGCUGUAUUAGCAUACUUAUAUCGAGAGCUUGGUAGGAUCACUUUGAGGAUGACAUAUGCACCGACUAUGGGAGGUGAUCUUGGAGGCUAGACCGACUUGAUAGCUGCAUGGGUGUGGGAGCGAUUUCCAGCCCUCGCCCCUUUAGAUACACGCUACUGGCAGCCUGUCACGGAGGAUUCACAUCCACGUGCUGCGAGGUGGUUGCCCCACCUACAUCGGGCUCACACAGACUACAUGCAGUGGUUUAGAGUGUUCAUGGAUGAGAGUAGACAGCCAUUUGUGGUGAGUAAUUAGAACAAAAAAAUAAAUUAUAAUAAUAAUCACCAUUAAAUUAUAAUACUAAUUAGAAUAUUUUGCAUUGAUCAUGUUUGGACUUUGGAUGUAGUGGCGUCCUUAUCUGGAGAGAGAUCCAGAUAUUGCAGCCUGUGUACAGGAGUCGGCGACCUUUCGAGCCGUGGUUCCACUGAUUUGUUUUCGAGCAGUGGUCUGGCAUCAUCCAGAUCGUACGUUACGUCAGUUUGGCAUGGAUCAAAACAUACCCCAUAGUCCAGAGAGCUCAGAGGAGAUAUUGUGGUUGCUUCGUCAGGACCAGCGAGUUGUACCAUUAGGCGCCGACUUGUGCACCACGUAUCGAGAGACGAUCGAGUUGUGGGAUAGACGAGCUAUGUAUGUGGCGAGUACGCGCGCCCCAAUUAGUCAUAUUCCCGCCUCAAUUAGCCUUUGGCUCCUUAUUCAGGCGCGUGCGCCUUAAUUCGGUUUACCGCGUACUAUAAAGCCCAAUUGGGGUGUGCACGCCCCAAUUUUGUUUUAGCAACAAUAGAUUGAGAAUUAUUUUUCCAGUCACGGUAUUUCGGGUAUUUUUUUUUAAAAUUACAAUAGUUAUGGAAAACCCCCAAGAUAAGGAACAUAAGAAAGCAGAGAAAAUGUGAAAUAAAAGGGGGUGUGGGGGUAGAAAAGGUGGUAUGGAAUUAAUGAAUGAGAGUUUAAUGCCCUCCAACGACUUUGACAACAAAAUUUCCGUGGAAGAUGGCCAAACUGCCCUCACCCAACUGUCAAAAUGGGUCACCUCCAUAAACCUCCAAAUCAAGUAUUAAAAAAUCGUAUCGUACUAAUGGUUGGACCAGAAAAUCUUUCUACCUCGAGCGAAAUUGAUAUGUGGUAUUUAGUGGUAUGAAAUAGUUGAAUUGCCAUUAAAUCACGAUUUCAGCGUAAAAUAUUCUAUCACAAACUUUUCCAAUACAUACAAUAUAUCAAUUGUUGUUCCAAACUGUCCAAAUUCACCACUUCAGAACUUUCCAAGGCUACCUUCAAUUUUCACCGUAACACCAUAUAUGCAACAAAUCCACUGUACCUUCCAACUUUACUUUCCCCAUCUCACACACACUACACAAAAUUCUCUUCUUUUUUCCUUACACCACAGUCUAUAUUGGUGACAAGUGAGUGUGACCAGUUACUACUCUAGUUUAGUUGGGUCGGGUUGGUAAAUUGAUUAAAGAUGUCACUUCUCUUUUACUGUGUGGUCCAAACAAGCAUUUUUUUUUUGUCGGAAGCAAUUUUAAUCUUUAAGAAAGUGGUCUCAAUUUCGUUGAAAUAUACAACUCUCGUAACUUUCCAUCGUUUGGUUGGUUGAUUUAGUUCACUUCACAUGAAAAUUGGCACCAUGGAAGGUGAUGUAGAAUUCUCACAAUCUAGGGUAGCAUUUCGAAAUUGUAUUUUAACGUUUGAUGUUUAUUACCCAUAUAUAUUACCCCCUUCCCAGUACAUACUAUUCUUUAAUUAAUAAGUAAUAACAGGGAUAACAUUGA